Messenger RNA from Schistosoma turkestanicum, 5128 nucleotides. NCBI's taxonomy places the organism in Eukaryota, Metazoa, Platyhelminthes, Trematoda, Strigeidida, Schistosomatidae. The record is from the annotation of a GenBank genome assembly.
CCUCACUGUCCAAAGGUUUGGAUUUAUUUGGGCACGUGGAGUUACUCUCACCUUUGUAAACGGAGAAUGCAUGUAUGUCGAUUCUAUAUACCUGAGCAGUAGUUUAUGGAACACUAACGCUAAGACUCUGGUAUCGGCUUGGAUAACUGGUGUUGAAUUUCACGUGACUGAUAUUGGUCUGUGUGGUAUCAUUAAAGUAAUCCAACGCAGGAGCGACGACAUUAGAACUCGUCUGAAUAAACGAUUCUUAUCAUGGAAAAUAAGGCUGCUUUCGUUCAUUUCAGUUGAUUUAUCGUCUAUACAAAUAAUAGUAUUAUCGACCAAAUUUCUGGAUGAUGCUUUAUAUUGCAAUUAUGAACCGACUAAGAAUGGCAAUCGUAACCUUCAUAACAUCAAUAAAUCUGUCUGUCAUCAUUGUUUAAUUCAUUUCAGUGAUGUAAAUGAUGUUAACCAACCUAGUGAAUUUAAUCGUCAAACAAGUUUCCGCUUGAAUAAAACUAGUAAACUGGCUUUAACAUUACGAUUGAAAAAGUUAACAAUGUUAUUUCAUAUCAGUAUGAGACAGGCUCAUAUAAAUCUUCAUGUUUCUCACACAUGUGGAAAAAUACUAUUUAUACCUGUGUUCACAGAAAAUUGGUUAAAUGAUGAUUUAUUCAUUAAAAAUUGGAAUGUUAUAUUUGAAAACGCUUACAUAUUGGGUCAUCUUCGUUUACAAUUGUCCACUAAUAUUUUAUUUGAACUUCAAAAUUUCAAAAAUCCAACUUCAUCAUUAACUCGUUGGUUUAUGAGAUCGAUUGACUUGAAAUUGUGUGGACUACGUGUUGCAAUUUUGGAAGAACUUAUUGAUUUAUUGAGUUGGAAACUUUACACAAAUAAAACGUGUGUUUUAACCACACCGUCAUCAUCAGCAUGUUAUCGUUGUCAUCAUUUGUCUAUUAUGCAUGAAGAAGAUAAAAUGAACAUUCUGGAGAAUUCAUCAUUUUAUUUUAAAAAUAAUCAACCCUCCACUUGUUAUUUGAAACAAACACCCGAGAAUAUCAUAUCGAAUAAUUCGUUAAAAUCAAAUUUUCAAUCAUUGAAUUCCAUUAAAUUAUGCAUUUCAUUUUUACCAUUACAACUGUUCAAUUUCAAUUAUGAUUAUUAUACUGAACAGAUACAAUCACAAUUGUCAACAUCAUCAGCAUCGUCCGAUUCAUCUCUAACAGAAAUGGGAUUUUAUUUUGAAAUAAUUAGAUAUUCAUUUGAAAGAAGUUUACAAUUCUAUUUGACUUCAUCUCAUCUAUCUAUGGAAUUCAAUGUACGUAAUUCUAUAAAAUGUAGUCAACAUACUAAAACACGUCAAAUGGCAUCUGAUUAUUAUACGUUAUCACAUUCAUUAUCUUUACCAACAGCACGAAUAAUUCCAUCGGAUCAAUUUUAUGAUAAUAAUAUUGACAGCAAAAAUGUAUUUAAUUAUUUUACUUUGUUAAAUUUUCGAUUUUGUUUCAAUGAUUUACGCUUAUUAAAUGGUUGGAAUUCACAGGCUAAGAAUUAUUUAUUAGAUGCUAGAAUCUGUUUAAUGGAAGUAACCGAACAACUUGAAUCGUCCAUUUGUAAUAUUUAUUUCAAUAUUCUACAUUCAUCUAUAUUUUAUAUACAUGAUAAUUUAAUUGAAAUGAAUUUUUAUGAAAAAUUAUCAUCUGUUACUUAUUUAAUUGGAAAAUGGUGUAAAAUGUUGUAUCAAAAUAGCAAUAAUAAUCGCAGUAUUGAUCAAUCAUUUAUGCCUAUGACCAAUAGUGAAUUGCAUAAUUAUCCAAAAGAAACAGAUCUGAAACAGUGUAAUUUUAUGACACAACAAAGUUUUUCUAGCAGAUUAAUUAAUUCUCUCGGAUUGAAUACACGUCAGUUAAAUGUUCGUAUUCACUUUGGUAAUGAUGGAGAUCGUGAUACUACUACUACCAUACAAGGUAACAAUGAUAUGACUAUCAAUAAUAGUGGUAAAAAAGUUGAAACAUUUAAAAGUAUUGUCAAUGAUGAUUGUUUUGUUGAUAAUGUUAAUACCACUACUACUACUACUACUACUACUACUACUACUACUACUACUACUACUACUACUUCUACUACAAGCUAUCAAUCAUUGAAUUCUACGGAUGAAUUUACUACACAACAACACUAUCGUGAUCGUAAACAGAUUGAAAUUCUGCAACAAAAUCAAAAAAUGCCACAAAUUUUACUUGUAUUCAUUCCUCAUCUUAAUUCACCUGGAUUACAAUUGGGUUUUACAAAUUCUCUUGUGAAUCUUCAAUUUGAUUUUCAUGAAUUGAAUAUGAAAAAAUCAUUUGAUUUGUUGAAUUUCACCGAUUUCAAUUUAACACUAUCAAAUUUUCAUGUAUGUUUAUUGGAUAAAAUUAUUGAAUCUAUUCUCAAUGGAGCAUACAGUUCACAGGUCUCAUUAUCUUAUUCAUAUAAUCUUUGUUCAUUUCGUUCUGAUCAAUUUAAUCUAAUUGAUUCAUUGCUACAUCGUUUACCAAUGUUAAAUCAUCAUCAUUGGAAUGAUUUAUUAUAUGUGAAUGCAAUUGAAAUUUGGAAUCAUAAAUAUCAAAUUGGUUUCAAAUUCACCACAUUACAAAUAGAAUGGCCAUCAUUUAAGAUGAAUGAAUUAGUUAAUUCUAUGCAAUGGUAUUGUUCACAUGAGAAUAAUGCUCAUUCGUCGUGUAACAGUAAACAUCAUGCCAAUUUAUCGUCGACCAAUCGUUCAUCUUUUUUAAGUCAAUGUUAUUCAACAGAGAAUUAUUUGAAUAAUUCUAUUCAGUUUGAUGGAAGUGUAGAAAAUAUCAACAUUUUUUUAAUCAAUGAUAAUAAUUCAUUUCUUAUGUUACGUGUUGAUAGUCAACGUUUCACUUCACAAUUUCAUCCAAUUAAUCCAAUGUCACAAUCAUUGAAAUUCAAUAGUUUAUCACAGAUCACUUCAAUUGGAAUGAAAUUAAUUUACAGUUAUAAAACAUUCGAUAAUAAACUAGAUAAUUUAUCUUGCUCAUCAUCAACGUCAUCACCAUCAUCAUCAACUGUCUCAUCACCAAAUCAUUAUGCAACAGUAUCUAGUUGUCAGAUAAAAAAUGAUCUGGUUUUAUCAUUACCUGAAAUUCAUAUUGAUAUUAAAUUGCCUGAUCGAUCUAUUGAAAUUUCACAAAAUGAUCAAUCCGGUGAAUUUAUUUGGUCAUUAGGAUUUCAUUUAUGCUGUUACAAUUUAUUGGAAUCAUGGAAACAACUUCAUAAAAAAUUAUCAACAUGUUUUACUGUUAUAUCAAUAAAUGAUUCGUCAAAUAGAAUUGAUUCACUGUCAACAUCUACUAUUAACAAUCAUACAUAUACUACUAAUACUUCUACUACUAAUCAUACUACUGAACUAAAUGGCAACAAUGAUUGGCAUUUAAGCAUCAAACCAGUUCAAUCAUACUUUCAAUUCUAUUUUAAAUUGUUAACAAGUAAACAUUUUAUUAUAGUACGUUUACAAAAUACUUCAUUUCAAUAUACUGUCAAGUCAGCAAAUACUACUGACAAUAACAUGAACAAUGGUAUAAGUAGUAGUAGUAAUAAUAAUAAUAAUAAUGGCAACCAAUCUGAAGGAUUUUUUACAUCUACUAAUCAUAAUCUCAAUGAUAGUGAUGAUUAUACUGAUCAAAAUGUAGGAAAAAUUGUUGCUAGUCGUUUAAAGAUAAAUUGUGAACAUGCAGUGAUUUUAUGUGAUGAUCAAACAAUUGCUGUUUUUCAGAAUUUAAAAAUACGUCAAAGACCAACAAAUAUUCAACAUCGUACAGAACAUUUAAAAAUGGGUUUACUCACUCGAGCUAACCGCUCUUGGGAAUUUUAUAUGGAUCUAUUGUAUGUUACAUUUCCUUAUCGAUAUAUAUUUCGUGAUAUUUAUCAUGAGGCAUCAUCUAUUAGGAAAUUCUUACUCAAAUUACAUUCUGGCAAUAUAACAUAUCUUCAAACAAACAAUCAAUCAAGUCAAUCAGCUUCAUCUAAUCAGAAUAUCACAAUGUCACCAAAUCAAUGUUCCAUUGAUUCACCGAAUAAUUCCCCGCCUCUAGUCUCACCAUCAUUAACUGUUCCAAUACAUAAUAGUACUCAAUGCACAACAUCAUAUCUAAAACAAGAUCAAAUUAUUCACAUUAAAAAAUUUAUCAUUGAAAUUAAAGAUGAUCCAUUCGAAUGUAAAUUGAAUGAUAUUCAUACUAUCUUAUUAGAUGAAUUUGCUAAGCAUGAGAAACGUGUCAGCGCACUACGUGAACAAUUCAAUAGAGCCAUUCAUUCAGGCAUACGUGUUACGGAUGAAGAACGUCAAGCGUAUUUCGCUCGUAUAGAAACACAACGUGCUCAAGAAUAUCGUGAUCGUUUACGUCGUUUCUAUCGUGACUAUGCUUUUUCCGAUGAGUUAUUCACAUUCACUACGGAUAAUUUAAAAAUUAAAGCAUUAGCUGAUGAAAGUAUUACACGUGGUGAGCAAAUUAUAACACAAAUGAAAAUUAUGGACAAUGACAGUCCAUGGCCAAAUCUCACUGAACAACAUUUUUCCACUUUAUGGUGUCGUAUUAUUACACUGAAUGUUGAUCGAUGGCGUUGUCAACUGCGUGAUUAUCCUAAACCAUGUUGGGAUAUAACUGAUCUAUUUAUGUGGGGUAAAUUAGUUAUUGCUGAACAGUUGGCAGAUGAUAAAGGUCAGCGUAAAGUUAUUGUGGAACCUGGUUAUCCUUGGCCAACUUAUACAUUGAUACGACCUGUUUCACCAAAUAAAUUCUAUUAUGAUUUAAAUGCUGAUGUAAAAUCUGUUCAUAUAUAUUAUGGUGCUAAUUGGGAACCAACUGUAUCAUGGUUUAAUCAACGUUUAGAUGAUAUUAAACCAUUGACAAAAGAUAAAUCUAAUCCACCGCUAGGUUGGUGGGAUAAAGCACGUUUAUUAUUACAUGGACAUUUAUUAUUUGCUGUUGAUUCAAUGCAUUGGUCAUAUUCUACAAGUUUAAGUCCAUAUAAUACAACGGAAUUUUUCACAUGGCAAUGGAAUCAUGCAAUUGUACAUUGGGAAAAUGUCAAUGAUUUAGGAAUUUCGAUGGAAACCAAUUUUCUCAUUCAAAUAUUUGAAAUCUAUUAA